UGAGUUUUGCCCGCUCUCGUGGCGGGAGAAGUUGAAGGUACGAUGCAGGCGGGUCCUAGGUGAUUCCUUGCGCAGCUUAGCAUGAGAUUCUGAGGGAUUCACCAGGGGCGAUGUUUCGCGUGAGAUUCUGAGGCGAGCUCCCGUUUUGUCCAACUGAUGCAGCGCCAUGGAGAGCCAAGCGACGCCACUGCACCCUCAGCACCUCCCUACCCCCCUCCUCAUCUUGCUGUGACUCGAGCUUGCAGCACGCGGCACCGCACUGGACUCCAGAGAGCAUUCUUGCCGACUUCCCUGCCCUUGUACACUGGCUGCAGCAGCGCCUGCCGUAGAGCUACAGUGCUGUAAGGGUGUCUGGUCUGCUGGUGGUGUUGCACUCCAGAGAGCACUCUUGCUGAAUGCUCAGCCCCCUUAGACUGGCUGUAGCAACACUUGCCAUCGAAGAAGCGGAGUGAACUAGUGUGGUGUCACUCUACAGGCUCAUAUCGUAUGUACAGGUGAUGCAAAUAAUAAUUGCAGUACACGCGCGUCGGAUACGCCCUAACUUCUCCACUGCCCUACUCCUCUCGCGCCACCUGAUCUCCCACGUGGUGCCAACCCCUUGCGCUUUCUUGAGCUGCCAGCGGCGCGUACACUUCCCCCCAUCCCCGCCGCCAUGGCCCAGCCGCAGCCGCGGAGGGAGUCGGAUACUAGAGUGCGCGGCGACGGUGCGGCGGCGGCGACCGCAGCGGCGCAGCUGCCGAUCGUGGAGUUCGAGGAGGCCAUUCUGAGCGCCGUGGCGCGGCACCCCGUCACCGUCGUCAUCGGCGCCACGGGAUCGGGCAAGAGCACACAGCUACCGCAGAUGCUGUACCGCGCGCAGCUGCGCCAGGCGGGGGAACCACCAGGGCAGGGGGAGAGGGCGAGCGGAAUCGGGAUGGGCGCCAUCGCGGUGACGCAGCCGCGGAGAGUGGCAGCCGUGUCGGUGGCCAGGCGUGUGGCGGAGGAGGCGGGCGUGCGGCUGGGGUGCGAGGUAGGGUACGUGGUUCGGUUUGAGGACCGCAGCAGUGUGGCGUCGCGCAUCGUGUUCCAGACGGACGGCUGCCUGCUGCGAGAGCUGCUGGGGGACCCGCUGCUGAGCCGCUACUCCGUGAUUGUGCUGGAUGAGGCGCACGAGCGCAGCCUCAACACGGACAUCCUCUUCGGUCUGCUGAAACGUUUGGUGGCUGCCCGAAAGGACGACCUGAAGCUGGUGAUUACGUCAGCCACUCUCGACGGGCAGAAGUUCUCGGCGUUCUUCGGCAACUGCCCCGUGGUGGAGGUGCCCGGCCGCCUGCACCCCGUGCAAGUGCUCUACAGCACGGACCGCCCUGCCAGCUACUUCCAGUCUGCGGUCGAGACCGCCAUUGACAUCCACAUGGGGGGGGAGCCGGGCGACAUCCUGGUGUUUCUGACGGGGCAGGACGAGAUAGAGCGCGCGAUAGCGGCGAUGGAGGAGCGCAUUCGCAGCAGCGGCGAGGGCCAGUGCAUGGACGCGCUCAUCCUGCCGCUGCACGCCUCGCUGCCGCCCGAGCUGCAGGUGCGUGUGUUCACCCCAGCGCCCCCGGGGUGUCGGCGCAUCAUAGUGGCGACGAACGUGGCAGAGACGGCGGUGACGCUGGAUGGCAUUGUGUUCGUGGUGGACCCGGGCCACGUCAAGCAGAAGCACUACGACCCCAACACACAGCUCGCUGCACUCACCGUCGUGCCCAUCAGCAGAGUGCAGGCUGUCCAGCGGGCAGGGCGGGCAGGUCGAACGCGCCCGGGCAAGUGUUUCCGCCUCUACCCCAAGUCGGUGUUUGAGCAUGAGUUGCCUGAGGCCACCGAACCUGAGAUCUGCCGAUCCUCACUUGCAGGCACAGUGCUGCACCUAAAGUCCCUCACACGCUUGGAUGCAGCCCACAGAAAACGAAGGGAGGGCCAACGGGGCGACGAGGCAGAUCCAGGGAGCAGCAGGGAGGGGGGAUCAUCAGCAGCAGGGGAAGCAGCAGCAGCAGCAGCAGCAGCAGCAGCAGCAGCAGCAGCAGCAGCAGCAGCAGCAGCAGCAGCAGCAGCAGCAGCAGCAGCAGCAGCAGGAGGGAAGGCAGCUGGGGGCAUCGGGGACGUGCUGUCGUUUGAGUUCCUGGACCCGCCCUCCCGCUCUGCUCUAGAGGACGCGCUGCUGCAGCUGUACGCGCUAAGGUGCAUUGACGAGCGCGGGGACAUCACCGCCACCGGCAGGGACGUGGCGCACCUGCCGCUCGACCCCUCCCUCGGCGUCACACUGCUCGCUGCCAAGUCGCUCGGGUGCCUGCCGGACGCCAUAGCUAUUGCCGCUAUGCUCUCCGCUGAUGUCAGCGCGCCGUCGGGUGGAGGGAAGGAUGGGGGUAGGAGAGGAGGAGGAAGGGGAGUAGGAGGGGGUGGUGGUGGGUUGGUCCCACUGCCGGAUGGGGAGGGGUAUGGGGAUCACAUUCGGUGGUUGCAGGUGUACCGUGAGUGGGAGGCGUCGGGGUUCCAGGCACCCUGGUGCAAGCAACGAGGGCUGCAGCUCAGGUCCAUGAACUUUGCUCGGGACGUGGCUCGCCAGCUCACUGCUGCCGUCACCGCACACUCCUCCCGCCACACCCGCUCUGCCGCUCCCAUAGAGGGCAGGGGCAUGAGAAGCGGGAAUGCAGAAGGUGCAGGGGGGGUAGUGGAUGGCAGCAGGGACGGCUGGGCAGGGCUGAGGCACGCUCUGUGUGUGGGGUCUGCGAACAAGAUAGCGCGGCGCAUGCGGCAACACAAUGGGUACAAGACCGUGCACGCCAAGUCACGCCUCGUUGAGCUGCACCCUGCGAGUGCGCCUCUAUCAGUGGAUGCGGACGGGCUACUACCGGAGUGGGUGGUGUACCAGGAGAUAGUGGCCACCACGCGCGCCUUCAUGCGCUGCGUGUGCGCUGUGGAGGAGGCGUGGGUGCAGCCGCUGCUGCCGCGCCUGCACGACGUGGAUGUUAACAGACUCAGUGGUGGGGACAAGGCAGCAGCUGCUGCCAAGGAGCAAGAGGCUAAGGCGCAGGCAGCAGCAGCAGCAGCUGUGGCAGCGGUGGCAGGGGUGGCAGCACCAGGCACAGGAGGUCCUGGGACCUCAGCUCCUGGUGCUAAGGCUUCAGCUGUAGAUGCAGCACGGGCCAGGUAUCUUUCAAGGAAGAAAACUAAGCUGAGAUAGGCAGUAGUAGUAGUGAGUGGGUGUGCUGCAUCAAGUCCCUAGCUGUUAGCCUUUUGGUGCACAAGCUUGAUGUUCCAGAAAUCGCUGAUUCUUGCUGCAUGUCGAAAUGCAACAUGGGAGGCUUGCAAAUGUGUUUAUGCAAGUUCACUACAGCGUCCUCCUGAACGUGUGUUGCAUAAAUUUGAAACAACUGGCCCAGGCCCAUAUUUAUCUGGCUU
Closterium sp. NIES-67 is the source of this 3417-nucleotide messenger RNA. The record is from the annotation of a GenBank genome assembly. Lineage: Eukaryota; Viridiplantae; Streptophyta; Zygnematophyceae; Desmidiales; Closteriaceae.